Messenger RNA from Dicrocoelium dendriticum, 969 nucleotides. The record is from the annotation of a GenBank genome assembly. NCBI's taxonomy places the organism in Eukaryota, Metazoa, Platyhelminthes, Trematoda, Plagiorchiida, Dicrocoeliidae.
AUGUCGGAUGAUAGAAGAAUGUGGGGGGGGGGGAUUAUCAAUUAUGAGUUCCAGAAUCCCUCUGAAUCUAAUCUUACAUACUUUAGUUCCAUCAGCUGGUUAUCUCCGCAUCUACUGCUUGUGGGUACAUCCAGUGGAUUCGUGCGCAGUUUUGAUGUACGCAACCUGCCACACUCUGGAACUCAGACGACAGAAGUUCUCCCGCCGUUUGAUGCCCGGAGAUGGAUCGACCAUAAUGGGGCACCUUCUCGCCUCAGUGCUGUUAACAUGCAGAUUUUGGAUAUUAUUGUACAACCCGCAUCAGUUGCUACCGAUGAUGGUUUCCUGGCCUUAUUGGCUCCUGAAGGUUCUGUGAUCGUGUUACAGAUCUCCAAAUCUACUAACUUGCCUUCCCUUUCGUAUUGCUAUCACUUCGCGGGCACUCUCUCGGCUGCAGAACGAAUUCAAAAGGGUUCUGGGCUAUUCCUUCCUGCGAAAACUGGUUGGAGCUUGCUUCACUCUACUGGUUCGCCAGAGCUUCUUCACAAGAGCUGGAAGAUACUUGACAUUCCAACAGCUCACGCAUCGAUCCCCACUGUCACGGCAGAUGAGGUCAGCGAGUCGGAUAUCCGAGUGUCCCUAGUAAUGGAUGGACUGCGGGCACCUCGACGGGGUCUCGCCGGUUUGUUUGUUCCACAUUGUUCGGGGCAAUUUUGUGGGGACGGAAGCAGCAUGGCACGCGCUCGCGUCCUCGAGCUAUUGGGCAACGGCAGUCUCGAAGUGGAACUGGAUGAAUGGACGAUGAACGUUCGGUGCUCACUCGUCAAUCCAACGCAAACGUAUGAUUACCGUGUACAGCAGUUUCCCACGAAAAUCUCCCCUACGCUCUGUCGUUACGAAAUAAAGAACAAUAUUGUUGUUUUGCGUCUUAAGAAAGCACCCGGCUCCGGCUCCUGGGCUGGUACACUGAAGACAAAAGGUUUGAACUGA